Molecule: messenger RNA, 3009 nt
Organism: Populus trichocarpa (black cottonwood)
Lineage: Eukaryota; Viridiplantae; Streptophyta; Magnoliopsida; Malpighiales; Salicaceae
Product: hydroxyproline O-galactosyltransferase GALT3
Exons: 11
Coding region: 793-2733 (646 amino acids)
Cellular component (GO): Golgi membrane
Molecular function (GO): carbohydrate binding; galactosyltransferase activity
Source: RefSeq, a predicted model, not a curated record
UUUUUAUAAUCAUGUCAAAUCAAGGGCAUUCUUCUUAAAACCCGUGGCUUGGAAGCCCAAAUGCCCACCAAAAUAUCUGCGAGUCCAUCAGGGAGUUUUCUUUUUAAUGAAGUUCAUCAAGGCUUCAGACUUCAGAUCAGACAAGAAGGAAUCUUUCUAUAAUGAUAUGCUACAGUGAAUCUCAAGACAACCGCAGAAACGACGCCGGAUGUAUGUAGAGACAGCGGUUGCUGAUUCUAACCAGCAGCAAUGGUGACCCUUUAGUUCCCUGAAAAUGAAGUUUCAACCUCGAAGAUCAGCACUAGCAGCAAGCUCAAAAACCCAUUCUAGAAUGAAUAGAAGUUUCGUUUAGUGACUUAAUCGUUUCCAAGAUCAACAUAGUAGCAAGCUUAAAAAAAGCCCGUUUUAGCAUUUAACAAGAGGUGAUUAAGAUUGUGCUUUGAUAUGUGAAGAUGAAGAUGAUCUAUUAAUUUAUUAGUGCUAGAACUUGGUAGUUGUGCUUUGCUACUUUGGCAUAGUUCCUGCGAAUAAAGAUGAAAAGAAUGGAAAACAGAAUUAUGGGUGUGUUCCUAGAAUAUGAUACAUGAAAAGCUCAGCUUGCCUUUUCAAAUUGGCUCUAGCAAGCUUGCUUGAGUCCGGUCUUUUCAUUUGCUUGGAUUUUAUCGAGAUUUGUGCCAUUUAUUUUAUUUCUUCUGCCGUGCUUUCUCUGAUUUAAAUCAGCUAUUUUUUGACCGGUUUUAUUGCUUAUGACAGUGCUACAUAGACGAGUCUGAUUAUUUGGGAUGUGCAAGAAUGAAAUCAUUGAAAAUAGCUUUGUCUAUGUUCAAAAUGAAGAAAUGGUCCGGAGGGGUUGUGAUCAUAGCUCUUGCAAUAAUUCUGGUUUUCAGUUAUAGCCUUAUGGGAACUCGGACACAAAAAAAGCAAUCAUAUGAUUUUUUCCGAAAUCAUCCAGCUGGUGAUUCUCAUUUGAAGGACAACCAUCCUGCUAAAUCUCCUCAAUUGGAACUGAAGAAAGCAACAAAAUCAUCCAAGAAGCCACAUUAUAUAAAUGUUGAAGGGCUUAGUGAUUUGUAUGCUCAAAACAAUAUUUCCAAGGAUGAAUCAAAUGCCUUGGUUGUUUGGUUUCAGAUGCGUUUGCUGCUGUCAAGGUCUGAUGCUUUGCCUGAAACAAAUCAGGGGAUUAGAGAGGCUUCGAUAGCAUGGAAGGACUUAUUGUCCAAAAUCAAGGAAAACAAGGCUGCCCAGCUCUCCAAUAUUAACAAAACAGAGGAUAAGAACUGUCCAUACUCUGUAAGCACAAUUGAUUUGACAACAUCAAGUGGUGAAACAAUUCUUGAUAUCCCUUGUGGUCUAGCUGAAGAUUCUUCCAUUUCAGUACUUGGCAUUCCAGAUGGGCACAGCAGAAGCUUUCAGAUUCAACUUCUAGGGUCUCAACUUCCAGUGGAGUCAAACCCUCCUAUUAUCUUGCAGUACAAUGUGAGCCUACCAGGAGACAAUAUGACAGAGGAGCCAUUUGUUGUGCAGAAUACAUGGACUAAAGAAUAUGGCUGGGGAAAAGAAGAAAGAUGUCCUAGUCAUAGAUCUGUUAACAUCCCAAAAGUUGAUGGACUUGUGCUUUGCAAUGAAAAAGUUGUCAGAAGCACCAUGGAAGAAAAUGGAAAUGCCAGCUCUGUUGGUGAUGUAUCAGCCAAUGUUUCCCAAGGAAUUGCCCAUGAAAGAGCUAAUUUCCCAUUUGUUGAAGGAAAUGCUUUCACUGCUACAUUAUGGGUUGGUUUGGAGGGAUUCCAUAUGACAGUAAAUGGAAGGCAUGAAACAUCUUUUGUGUACAGGGAGAAACUUGAACCAUGGUUAGUGAGCGGGGUCAAAGUGACUGGUGGUGUGGACAUUUUAUCUGCCUUGGCAAGAGGGUUGCCUGUACCUGAAGAUAAUGACUUAGUGGUGGAUGUUGAGCACCUGAAAGCUCCACUGGUAACAAGAAAGAGACUUGUAAUGUUGAUUGGGAUUUUCUCCACUGGAAAUAAUUUCGAGCGUCGCAUGGCACUGAGGAGGUCUUGGAUGCAAUAUGAGGCUGCACGCUCAGGGGAUGUAGCUGUGCGAUUUUUCAUUGGCCUGCACAAGAACAGUCAAGUCAAUCUUGAGCUGUGGAAAGAAGCCCUGGUAUAUGGAGAUAUCCAAUUGAUGCCUUUCGUCGAUUAUUACAGCCUGAUAAGUUUGAAAACAAUUGCAAUCUGCAUUAUGGGAACCAAAAUUCUCCCUGCUAAAUACAUAAUGAAAACAGACGACGAUGCUUUUGUUAGGAUUGAUCAAGUACUCACAAGCCUCAAGGAAAAGCCAUCAAAUGGUCUCUUGUAUGGUCGCAUAUCCCUUGAUUCAUCGCCUCACAGGGAUAGAGACAGCAAAUGGUAUAUCAGCAACGAGGAAUGGCCACAUGAUGCAUAUCCACCAUGGGCUCAUGGCCCCGGUUACAUUAUAUCACGGGACAUUGCAAAGUUCAUUGUCCGAGGCCACCAGGAAAGAGAUCUCAAGCUUUUUAAACUAGAAGAUGUUGCGAUGGGCAUAUGGAUUGAGCAAUUCAAGAACAGUGGUCAAGAAGUGCAUUACAUGACCGAUGACAGGUUUUAUAAUGCUGGAUGUGAAACAGAUUAUAUUCUUGCCCAUUAUCAAAGCCCAAGGUUAGUAUUAUGUCUUUGGGAGAAGUUGCAGAAGGAGCACCAGCCAGCGUGCUGCGAGUAGACAUCAAACCUUGUCGCAGAAGCUCUGCUCUGUCAAGGUCAAGCCAAAAAGCCUUUUGGAGAGUGUUUUUGCCCUGCGGUUGCCCCAAAUUUUGAGUACUUUUUUACAACAAAGAUUGGAAAGGAUUCCGAUGGUUUUUUAUUCUGAUUUACACUGCCUUUUCAGUUGAUUUUUUUUUGUUCUCUCUCUCACCUCGUUCAUUUGUUUCUUUGUUUGUCAUGUUCCACUGUAUUUGUAAUUGCUGAUUGAAAUAGAAUUAUUUUUAGAUUUUGAAAA